AUGGAUCUAGGAUCGAAAGGAUCCGACUGUGGCAUUGUAAAUGUCAAUAUCCCAACGAGUGGGGCUGAGAUUGGAGGUGCAUUUGGAGGAGAAAAGCACACUGGUGGUGGUCGGGAGUCCGGGAGUGAUGCCUGGAAACAGUACAUGGAAAGAUCCACUUGUACUAUCAACUACAGGCCACCUACCGGGGAGCAGCCCGGAGAGCUCUACGCUCCGUUCUCUGGGCGGAGGAACUCGGCGAGCGCGCAGCCCUGGGGCACGGCGCGGAGGCCGCAGCGCGCGGAGGGCGCGCGAGGGCAUCGCAGGGCGCACGUGGGCGCGGAGUGCGCAGGCGCAGCGCUGGCGCGGGGCUGGCCAUUGGAGGCGAGGAAGAAAGGGGUAAAUGCAGCCAAAAAUGUUCCUGUUCAUCAGGAAAGGACAGAGCUUUCUGAGAAAUUCAGCUCAGGAGAAUUGAUUAUGGGCAGUAUUGUCUCUAACUCAAGCUGCGAAAUCAGAGAUCUGGGGACAUUGGCUGCUCUCUCUCCUCCAGUAGUCAUCAACACUUCUGUGAAUGUUAAAUUGCCACAUAAUAUGAUCUCAAGAAAUAAUUUGGAGGCAUCUACGUGUAAAAUGACAGAGCCAUUUAAUUUUGAGAAAAAUGAAAACCAACUUCCAGCACCUGAUUCUUUAAGAAGUCCUGGAGGACAUGCUAACCACCCUAAUUUCCGGUUGAAAAGCCCAGAGAAUGGACAUAAAAACAAUUUUUUGCUUUGUGAGCAAACCAAACAGUAUUUGGCUAGUCAAGAAGACAGUUCAGUAUCUUCAAACCCUAACAGCAUCAAUGGAGAGGUGGUUGGAUCCAAAGGAGAUAGGAAGAAGUCAGCAGGAAACUCAGUAUCACCAUUAAAUGUUGGAAACAGUUCACCACCCAAAGAAGUAAGUAAUAAGCCUAGCAAUAAUGUGCCUCCUGCAAAAUCAAAAAAAGUACACAAGUUGGUUGAGAAUUCCUUGUCCAUAAAUAAUUCAGCACUCUUCAACUCCUUAGGACCUCCUCUUCGGUCAACAACUUGCCAUCGCUGUGGCCUAUUUGGAUCGCUGAGGUGUUCACAGUGCAAGCAGACAUACUAUUGCUCCAUAGCAUGCCAGAGAAGGGACUGGUCGGCACACAGCAUUGUGUGCAAACCUGUUCAACAAAAUUUCCAUAAACAUGAAGCUAGUAAAUCACCUUUUGAAACAAAGAACAUGGAAGUGAAAAAUGAGAGUGACUACCCUCUUGGAGUUACUAAAGAAAUAGCCAUUUGUACUGAUAAAAUAAUGUUUUCUGAUUUGAGAAGUCUACAGCUCAGGAAAACCAUGGAAAUAAAGGGUACAGUGACUGAAUUCAAACACCCAAGUGACUUUUACGUGCAGUUAUAUUCUUCAGAAGUUUUAGAAUACAUGAACCAACUAUCUAGGAGCUUCAAGGAAACAUAUGCAAAUAUGACUCAGGAGGAAGAUUACAUUCCUGUUAAGGGGGAAGUUUGUGUUGCCAAGUACACUGUUGAUCAGACCUGGAACAGAGUAAUAAUACAAGAAAUUGAUAUGCUACAGAAGAAGGCACAAGUCUUAUAUAUUGAUUAUGGAAAUGAAGAAAUAAUUCCAAUAAAGAGAAUUCACCAGCUAAACAGAAACAUUGGUUUAUUUCCUCCAUGUGCCAUAAAGUGCUUUGUGGCCAGUGUUAUCCCAGCAGAGGGGAAUUGGAGCAAUGAAUGUGUCAAAACUAUUAAAUCGCUGUUAAUGGAGCAGUAUUGCUCUAUAAAGAUUGUCGACAUCUUGAAAGAAGAAGUGGUUACCUUUGCUGUGGAUGUUAUGCUGCCAAGUUCAGGAAAACGCUUAGAUGAUGUGCUCAUAGAAAUGGGAUAUGGCUUGAAACCCAAGGCACAAAAUUCUAAGAAGCAAAGUGCAGAUCCAAAUGACCUUGAGGAUGUUGGAAAAAUGACAGCUGAAAACAAAAUUGUUGUAGACAGAAGUGAUCUAAUCCCAAAAGUGUUAACUUUGAAUGUAGGCGAUGAGUUCUGUGGUGUGGUUGCCCACGUUCAGACUCCAGAAGACUUUUUUUGUCAACAGCUACAGAGUGGACAUAAGCUCGCUGAACUUCAGGCAUCCCUUAGCGAGUACUGUGGUCAAGUGUCUCCACGCUCAGAUUUUUAUCCAACCAUUGGUGAUAUCUGUUGUGCGCGAUUCUCAGAGGAUGAUCAGUGGUACCGUGCCUCUGUUUUAGCUUAUUCUUCUGAACAAUCUGUACUGGUUGGAUAUGUAGAUUAUGGAAACUUUGAAAUCCUUAGUUUGACGAGACUUUGUCCCAUAACUCCAAAACUGUUGGAAUUGCCAAUGCAAGCUAUAAAGUGUGUGCUGGCAGGAGUAAAGCCAUCAUUAGGAAUUUGGACUCCAGAAGCUAUUUGUCUGAUGAAAAAAAUUGUGCAGAACAAAAUAAUCAUGGUGAGAGUGGCAGACAAGCUGGAAAACAGCUCCCUGGUGGAGCUUGUAGAUAAAUCUGUGACGCCUCAUGUCAGCAUUGCUCAGGCUCUUAGAGAUGCUGGCUUUGCUGUUCGGGAGACAGGGAUGUUGGCAGAAAAACCCAGUGUCAUGAAAGAAGCCAACGAUCCCUUGGGUGUAGAAGAAAAACCAAAUCCAUUGGAGUGGACAUGGGUUGAACUUGCUGUUGACCAAACAGUAGAUGUUGUGGUCUGUAUGAUGUACAGUCCUGGAGAAUUUUAUUGCCAUGUGCUUCAAGAGGAUGCCUUAAAGAAACUCAAUGAUUUGAACAAGUCAUUAGCAGAAUAUUGCCAGCAGAAGGUGCCCAGUGAUUUUAAGGCAGAAAUAGGGAGACCAUGUUGUGCUUCUUUUGCAGGUGAUGGUAAUUGGUAUCGUGCUUUAGUCAAGGAAAUCUUAGCAGAUGGAAACAUUAAAGUCCAUUUUGUGGAUUAUGGGAACAUGGAAGAAGUUACUGCAGAUGAACUCCAAAUGAUCCCAUCCAAAUUUUUAAAACUUCCAUUUCAAGGGAUACGGUGCUGGUUAGUAGAUAUACAGCCUAGAAACAAGCAUUGGACUGAAGAAGCCAUAGCAAGAUUUCAGAUGUGCGUUGCAGGGAUAAAACUCCAAGCCCGAGUGGUUGAAAUCACUGGACAGGGAUUGGGAAUCGAGCUCACUGAUCUCUCCACUUCUUACCCCAGAAUAAUUAAUGAUGUUCUGAUUGAUGAAUAUCUGGUUUUAAGAACUAGUUCACGACAUAAAGACUUGACAAAUAAUAGAUCUGUGGGUAAACAUAAUCUUCAAGUUGAUGUCGGGCUUCAAGCCAUCUCUUUAGCUGAGCAGUGGAGGACGAUAGAAUUGCCAGUUAAUAAAACUGUACAAGCAAGCAUAUUAGAAAUUGUAAGCCCACAUUUAUUUUAUGCUCUACCAAGUGAGAUGCCAGGAGAUCAAGAAAGAUUGAAAAUAUUGACAGCUGAAUUGUUAGAAUAUUGCAAUACUCAGAAAAGCCAAUUGUCUUACAGACCCAAAAUUGGUGAUGUGUGCUGUGCCAAAUACACAAAUGAUGAUUUCUGGUACCGUGCCAUUGUUCUGGGGACAUCAGAUGCCGAAGUGAAAGUGCUCUAUGCAGAUUAUGGAAACCUUGAAACUCUGCCUCUUUCCAGAGUGCAGCCAAUUUCUAUCAGGCACCUGGAGCUUCCUUUCCAAAUUAUUAAAUGUUCACUUGAAGAAAAGACAUGCAGGAUGAAUUGCUGUUGCACAGAGUUACAGAAACAAGUUGAAAAACAUGAACAGGUUCUUCUCUUCCUCUUAAAUAAUCCAACAAAUCAAAAUAAAUUUAUUGAAAUGAAAAAAUUGUUAAAAAGUUAA
This is a messenger RNA of Nyctereutes procyonoides (raccoon dog), 3858 nucleotides long. RefSeq names its product tudor domain containing 1 (gene TDRD1). Lineage: Eukaryota; Metazoa; Chordata; Mammalia; Carnivora; Canidae. The transcript has 27 exons. The record is from RefSeq and is a predicted model, not a curated record. Bases 1 to 3858 code for a protein of 1285 amino acids. Gene Ontology annotation, molecular function: oxidoreductase activity, acting on the aldehyde or oxo group of donors, NAD or NADP as acceptor.